AUGCACUUCACGGCCGGCCUCCUUGGCUCUGUUGAUGAAACUGCUGUGCUGGUAGAGGAAGUCAGACGGAGGGGGGUCCUGUGCCAGCAGCAGGUCCUCGUCGCCUGCUCUAGUGCUCACAAGCUCGAAGAAUCCGCUGCUGCUCACCGGUCUGCGCAGGGUCACGGCGAGGGUGAGCUUGGACUUCGGAGGCACCACGCCGCAUGUUGGCCCCUCCAAGUCCCGGAUCGGAUGACCCUUGCUCAGGAGCCUGAAGGCGACGCGGUCAUUGGUGUUGUUAGUUAG
This is a messenger RNA of Miscanthus lutarioriparius, 285 nucleotides long. Lineage: Eukaryota; Viridiplantae; Streptophyta; Magnoliopsida; Poales; Poaceae. The record is from the annotation of a GenBank genome assembly.